Phymastichus coffea is the source of this 3113-nucleotide messenger RNA. Its product is annotated as RING-type E3 ubiquitin-protein ligase PPIL2. The record is from RefSeq and is a predicted model, not a curated record. Gene Ontology annotation, biological process: protein peptidyl-prolyl isomerization; protein folding; protein polyubiquitination. Gene Ontology annotation, cellular component: catalytic step 2 spliceosome. The transcript is spliced from 10 exons. NCBI's taxonomy places the organism in Eukaryota, Metazoa, Arthropoda, Insecta, Hymenoptera, Eulophidae. The coding region runs from base 127 to 1692 and encodes 521 amino acids. Gene Ontology annotation, molecular function: peptidyl-prolyl cis-trans isomerase activity; ubiquitin-ubiquitin ligase activity.
GCACCGCGCCGGAAACUCUGAUCCACUAGCUGACGCCUAGAUACGCGCAUGCGUCGCUUUCAGAAUCCGAAAUCCUCGAGAGUCGUGGCGUGGGGGUGGCAGUAAGAGAUUUAAACAUCAUUCAAAAUGGGGAAACGUCAGCAUCAGAAGGAUAAAAUGUACCUGACAUAUACAGAAUGGACAACUCUGUAUGGUGGAAAAAUGUCUGGUACUUCAUCCGAUUCUAGUGAAGAUGCCACAUUUCGAAAGCUACCUUUUGAUCACUGUUGUUUGAGUUUGCAACCAUUUGAACAUCCAUACUGUGAUGCUGAUGGAAAUGUAUUUGAACUUGAAGCUUUAGUACCAUAUCUUAAGCAAUAUAAACAUAAUCCAGUAACUGGAAAGCCUUUAGAUACCAAGACUUUGACAAAGUUGAAUUUCUUCAAAAAUGCACAAGGCGAAUACCAUUGUCCAGUCUUGUUUAAAAAUUUUUCAAAGCAUUCUCAUAUUGUUGCAGUCAAGACUACAGGCAAUGUUUUUUCUUAUGAGGCAGUUGAACAAUUGAAUAUCAAAACUAAAAAUUGGAAAGAUUUAAUGAAUGAUGAACCUUUUACAAGAAAAGAUCUUAUUACUAUUCAAGAUCCAAGUAAUGUUAGAAAAUUCAACCUUUCAACAUUUCAUCAUAUAAAGCAUAAUCUUCGUGUCGAUGAUCCAGAUGCCAUUAGGGACAGUAAAGAUCCACAAGCAAGCUUGAAAACUGUGUCAAACGAAACAAAAGAAAUUCUAGGAGAGUUGGAACGUGAUUAUAAACCAAAAGAGCAAGUUAAAAAAGCUGAAAAACCUAAAGCAGAUAAAUUUAAUGCUGCAUCUUACUCUACUGGAGCAGCUGCAGCAAGUCUUACAUCUACAGUGAUGCCUAGAGUUACUACAGUAGAUGCUGCUGUUUUAGACGAAGAUGUUGUUCGUUAUGAAAGAGUAAAAAAGAAAGGAUAUGUGAAACUUCUAACAAGUCAUGGGGCAUUAAAUUUAGAACUGCAUUGUGACUUGAUACCAAAAGCUUGUGAGAAUUUUAUAAAACAUUGCCAAAAUGGUUAUUAUAAUGGUACAAAAUUCCACAGAUCUAUUCGAAAUUUCAUGAUUCAAGGAGGAGAUCCAACGAACACGGGGAAAGGUGGUACAUCUAUUUGGGGUAAACCAUUUGAAGAUGAGUUUAAAACUAAUCUUGUACAUAAAGGUCGUGGUAUUCUUUCUAUGGCCAAUUCUGGAACCAACACAAAUGGAUCUCAAUUCUUCAUCACAUUCCGAUCGUGUCAGCAUUUAGACAAUAAACACACGGUCUUUGGAAAAAUUGUUGGUGGCAUGGAGACUUUGAAUUCUAUCGAAAAAAUUGAAGUAGACAAUAAAGACAGACCUAUUGAGGAUAUUAUUAUUAUGACAGCUCAAGUAUUUGUUGAUCCUUACGAGGAAGCAGAUGAGCAAUUGGCAAAAGAUAGAGAAGCAGAAGUAGAAAGGAUAGCUAAGGAAGCUGCAAAGAUAAACGCUCCAAAAAGAAAGGAGGGAGAGGAAGCUUUAAAAGUUUACCGAGAAGGGGUGGCAAAAUACCUUGAUCCAAGUGUGCUUAAUUCAAAUUCGAAAAAAGACGAACCAUCAGCAGAGAUACCCAGAAAGAAAAAGAAAAUAGUGUCAAGUAAUUUCAAUUUUUCUUCUUGGUAAUUAUGCGAUGACUUGUUAGACGUAAAUGCUAUUUCUCGAUCACGUGUAUAUACUAAUUGUAAAUUGUGAUUAUUUGUUGACAUGAAGAGUAUAAAGUUAAAGUUUUAUUUUCUAAUUUUCAUAUUUAUUUUAUUUUUACCAACCACAAAAUCAUUCAUAAGUUUAGCAUUUACAUAGCUUAUCUAAAAAACAAGAAGAAAAGUUGUGCAGUCUAUAACACGGUCUGUCGAUAUGCACCUGUCUGAUCAGCGUCCGUCCAAUAUAUAGCUUGAUCUCUCCUUUUCCGCAUGCGUGCAAUCUUGUUCUCUCGUGGAUAAGGCCUUCUUUGGAAACUCGUUUCACCAUCUGAAUGUUUGUACUAUAGAUCGAAAGAGGAUUUUACAGUUUUAUUUAGACGGAAAUUCCAUCGAGGAUGGCUAUAGGCUCCGGUUUCGCUUCGAUCAGCCGUAGUUCACGCUUGGAAUGUGUAAGCGUGUCAAUCGGAUGAUUCGCACUGUUUUCCACACUCCGCGUGGGCGGUUACAAAUGCGUGACUUUUAUGAAAGUCAUUGACUCGAUUAUAAUGUCAACGUUAGAAUAUUGAAAAAUAUUGAUUACAGUAACGCUAUCUGAUAAGAUUAAAUUUAUUUACUUGAUGAAAGACAUGUGUUAGAUUUUUAAAAUAAGAAAAGUUCUAUUUGAAAUGGAAAAUUUCAUUUAAUUUUACGGAAGAUUGUGGUGUUUAGAAUAGCUCUCAUCUAAAAAAUAUUUCAAAUCAAAUUACUUUUUUCAAGUAACACUAAGUUAUGCUUAUUUAAUUUUAACUUCACAAUAAUCGGCCCUUUUUAGGGCCAUAAAUAAUUUUGAACAUGUAUCUCAUUUCUUAUCUGCAUAGCGAUGCUAUAUAUUUUUAUUUCAUGAAUAUUACUAUAUUAUUUCGGUGUUAUGCGUAAUCUCCUGAAGUCGUAAAGAUACUCAGUUUUGCAAGUUUUGUCGAGACCAUGAUGUUCGUCAGCGUAUACAACUGUUUUAUUUAGUUUUUUGUAUCGAACGAUUGAAAAUCACAAGCUUUCGCAAAAGAUCGACAGUUCUGCUCGUACCUAUACGUUCUUUUAUUUGCUCAACGACAUCAAUGGAACGAUUACCACUAGAAAUCGUCGUGCGCUAGAAGACCACCUGUCAAUAUAUUUUAAAAAUAGUCGACUCGAUCAAAUUUAAUGGCGAUCUAAAAUGUAAAUAAACUAAUUCACACAGAUCUAUCAAUAAAAACAUAAAUAAUAUGUUUUACAUAACUCUGCUUCGUAAAAAGCUAAUGUCAUGCUAUAAUUAUAAAGAUAAAAAAUCAGGCAAAGUUGUUAUUUUCAGUGAAAUAUUAUUAUUAUCAACGUUUGCGUUGAUAAUGCGUGCCAAAGUGCAAAUAAAUAAGAUAAAUUUGCCUGACU